AUGGGAAAGAAGAAAACAACCAAAUCAGCUGGUCGAGAGAUUACUUUCAAAGCGGACAAGAAACUUUUUGCUGAACUUAUAUUAGCUGGAAGCACACGAAAGAUCCAGUUAGACGAGAUGCUGAAAUACAAUUUGGGGCCAUUACCAUUGUCAAUUUCUACGCUUCAUGGCACGCUUGUAAAAACCAACAAAGCAACACUGCUUCAUCAUAUCGAAGGCUCGGUUAAGGAUCCAUUUCUUCAGAAGAUUCCUCGGAGCAGUGUUUGGGUUCUUGAUGGAAUGGCUAUAUUACAACAGCUCAAACUUCGUGAUGUAGCAAGUUUUGGCGACUUGGCUCAACUUAUUUUUGCUAAAAUCGUUGCACUUGCCUCACAAUAUCGCAGCCAAGAAAUACAUUUUGUUACAGAUCGUUAUCCAACUGUAAGCAUCAAAAACUCUGAGCGUAGUCGAAGAGCCGCAACCGGAAGUGAACGAAUUCAUAUCUACUCUGGUAUGCAAGCAGUUCCGAAGCAAUGGAGUAAAUUUCUGGCUAAUGGUCCAAACAAGGAAAGUCUAAUUGAGUUAUUUUUCCAUGAAUGGGGUAAAUACUCUCCUUCAAGUUAUCAGGAUAUCACAAUCUUCCUUGCUCAUGGCCAAGUGUGCCAUGCUCUUCGUCCGACAGACAAUGAAAUACUUGUAGUACCUGUACCUGUACCCAAUCUGAGAUGUGACCACGAAGAAGCAGACACGCGGAUGCUUCUUCAUGCCAUGAUGCAGCUGAUCGCUCUGAAGUUGUUGUGUUUAAAAGUGUGGACACUGAUGUUUUCAUAAUUUGUCUUGCAAUGUCCAAAGAGUUUUCUUGCCAGUUACUGUUCCAUACCGGAACUGGAACAAAGAUACGAACAAUUGAUGUUCAGUUGGUACGCAAGCAGUUAGGUGAUGAGAUCUCACAUGCGAUGCUCGGAUUGCACGCCCUUUCUGGAUGAGAUUCCGUAAGUGGCUUCUAUGGCAGAGGCAAAGUGAAAGGAGCGAAGCUUUUGUUGACGGAGAAGACAUACCAGGAAACAUUAGGAGAACUGGGCAUGCAGCAUGACCUUUCAGAAAAUCUGUUCAACGAAGUACAGAAAUAUGUUUGUCACCUAUAUGGUCAAGCCGAUUGCAUCGAUGUAAACACAGCCAGAUACAAUUUGUUUCGUCUAGGAAAGCACUCUGACGAGCUAUUGCCUCCAACGAAAGACUCUGAAAAAACAUGUGAUGCGAGCCAACUACCAAGCAGCUGUUUGGAGGAGAAGCUUAGAACAACUUCAGGACUUACCAACCCCUGUCGGCAAAGGCUGGAAACUCUCAGAAGAUGGCACUCUAACCAUUGAUUGGUGCGAUUUACCACCUGCUCCCGACACUAUCCUGAAAACUGUGCAAUGUUCGUGCAAAACUAGAGGAUGUGGAUCAGCUAAGGGUAUGUACAAUAAUAAAUUAUGAAGUUUAAACUAACAUAAUUACUAAAAUAUGGUAAUACACUAGCAAUUAUUUAAAGGCAUACAGUCACUUAAUAUUUGGUACAAUAUGUCUACAAUUCAAACUCGAAGUUUCCGUAACGUUUGUUGGCUCAUAUCAAGCUAAAAGUAUGUCGCUCAAACGGUGUCUGUGUGCCUUUAAUUAGUAUUUAUGUGUUACUUUUACUUUUAUUUGUGCAGGACAAAGUUCAACUGUGUGCCUUUGCAUAAAAAACAAUUUGCCAUGUACACUAUUGUGCAAAUGCCAAAACUGCAUAAACAAAAACGAGUUUGGAGACGAGAAUGACGAUGAUGGCGAUGGGAUGGAUUCUGAUGAAAAGGAUAGUGAUGAAGAUAUAUGA
Molecule: messenger RNA, 1834 nt
Organism: Paramuricea clavata
Lineage: Eukaryota; Metazoa; Cnidaria; Anthozoa; Malacalcyonacea; Plexauridae
Source: the annotation of a GenBank genome assembly